Molecule: messenger RNA, 2154 nt
Organism: Zea mays
Lineage: Eukaryota; Viridiplantae; Streptophyta; Magnoliopsida; Poales; Poaceae
Product: ubiquinone biosynthesis O-methyltransferase, mitochondrial
Exons: 3
Coding region: 121-582 (153 amino acids)
Biological process (GO): ubiquinone biosynthetic process
Cellular component (GO): mitochondrion
Molecular function (GO): polyprenyldihydroxybenzoate methyltransferase activity
Source: RefSeq, a predicted model, not a curated record
GUUCUCUGAGGUCCGACUAGCAAAGUGGAAAAUCGAUUUGUCCACAUUUCAGGCGGACACCACCGUGUCGCCCCCGCGUCCUAAACCUCUCACUUCGCCGGGGUCCGGUAGCGGCGAACGAUGCUCCGCCGCGCGCUCCUCUCCUCCGUCUCCCCACUCCACGGAACGGUACGAAUCCCGAGCCCCAGCUACUCUCCUAUCCAAGCCCUUCUCGCUCAAUGGAGCAGGUACGCCUCCGUGGUCUCAUCCUCGGCCCCGCCGCCGCCGCCCCCCCCUCCAUCUCCGCCUCGAGGUCCAUCGAGGUCGAGCGGUGGAGGUACCACUUCCUCGUCGCUGAACCCUGCAGAGGUCGCCAAGUUCGCCUCCAUCGCCGAGACAUGGUGGGAUUCUAGUGGCCCAUUCAAACCUUUGCAUGUGAUGAAUCCAACCCGACUGUCUUUUAUCCGCUCCACUCUCUGUAGACAUUUCAGGAGGGAUCCAAAUUCAUCUAAGCCACUUGAAGGUCUCAAAGUUAUUGAUGUUGGAUGUGGAGGUGGCAUUCUGUCAGAGGUAGAAAGCUUCUCUGUGUCAAAUCAUUUCUGAGAAUCGCUAUUGGCACUUAACAUAGUAUAAAAUGUUAGGAAAGUAAUCCUUGAUUGGUGCUAGUUUACUUAUUCUGUUUUAGGAAAUAGCUAGUAUGGUAGUGGAUCAGUCUUAUAUGGACGGAUCCAAUCAGCAAGAUCAGGACUGAUAGCAGUCCGGAUUAUUACCUUGUAAUAGCUAGUUUGUUUCCUUAUGAAAGUCUAUAAAUAUAUGGCCUUAGAGGCUAAGAAAAGGCAGUCAAUAGGACGCCACCAAAUCUGCUGUGUUCCCCUCCAAAAGAGUUCGCGUGCGUGUGAGUCCCUGGGAGGUUUUUCUUAUACCUGAAGAACUUACCUGGGAGGUAGGAACUCGCCGGCAACCUGCAGGGUUGUCUCUCCGGCGCAGAUUCCAACAACUGGUAUCGGAGCUAAGGAGGAGCAAGAUGUCGAAAACUGUUGAUAGCAGUGCGACAUUCAGGAAGUCCAGCGACGACACCUCCAAAGAUGGAGCAGUGGUCCAGCGAGUAAUUCGUGAGGUGAGUGCAGGGAGUGGAUAUCCCACACUCACCAAGACCAAUUACUCGGACUGGGCACUCCUGAUGAAGGUGAAGUUGAGGGCGAGGAUGUUGUGGGACGUCAUCGAGCACGGAGGAGCAGACAUCCAUGAAGAAAUGAUGGCACUCGACGCUCUCUGCAGCGCAGUGCCACCAGAGAUGGUGUCUUCGAUCGCAGACAAGUCCACGGCAAAGGAGGCGUGGAAGACCAUUGCAGACCUACGGGUCGGCGAUGAUCGCAUGAAGAAGACUGCUGCUGUGCUGCUUCGGAGGAAGUUCGACUUGGCAACUUUUAAUGACGGUGAGUCCGUUGAAGAUUUCGCGCUGCGCCUAAAUGGCAUGGCAGCGAAACUCUCCACUCUUGGAGCUGGCGUGGAAGAAGAGAAGAUCGUGGAGAAGAUUGCUCGCAGCGUUCCACCACGCUUCAAGCAAAUCGUCCUCUCCAUCACCACUCUCUUCGACCUGUCAACCCUCACUGUGUCUGACAUGGUGGGGAGGUUGAGGGCAGCGGAGGACGCCUUUGAGGAGGCCCCAGGAUCACUUUAGCACAGUGGUCGACUCUACCUCACGGAAGAAGAGUGGAAUGCCCGGCGCAAGAAGGAAGUCGAGCACCAUCCUGGCAGCAGCUCGGGUGGAAGAUCAGGGCGCCAUGAUGGAGGAUACCGUGGGCGUGGUCGGGGCCGUGGUCACAGUCGUGGCAGAGGAGGGCGCUCAUCAGGUGGACCACUGGCUGGAAAGGUCACUGGUGAUGAGUGCAGAAGGUGUGGCAAGAUGGGACAUUGGGCGCGAGAGUGUCCGUCAAGGCACAAGAAGGAGCAAGCACAUGCUGUCCAAGAAGAAGAGGAGGCUACACUUCUUGUGGCAAAGACGUUCCCGGUAAAAACCUCAACACUUAAACCAUGCUGCAAGAUGUCUAGUUCUCAUCUAGAGAUCAGGGAGGAGAAGGUGUUUUUACAGCAUGAAGAAGAGGAGAAAUUAGAGGAGGGAACCUGGAUCCUGGACACUGGAGCCACAAAUCAUAUGUCCGGAUCCAGGGCUGU